AUGCCGGUCAUCACCACGCUUGUGUCCCCUCUCGAGGUCGGCGGGGAGAUGUAUCUCCGGCCCAAGACGGCGUCAUCAAUGUUCGACUCCCGACCACUGUCGCAGAUGACGGAGACCACCGAGAUCCUCGAGACGGACUUUGAAGACGAGAGCGACUUCGAUGAGACGUCUCAGAAGGGUAGCUUCGAAUCGGUAAGUGCACCCACCCAUGGAGCUGUUCGUGUGCAAUCGGAACGGAGCGACCUGUUGAUGGCCAUCAAGGACGACAGGAGAAGAAGUCAAACCACCAUCUCGUCCUACGACGAAGCCCCAACGCCAAGCCCACGGACCGGCUCCCAGAGAGGACAAUUCGAGCUUCGCUUCCGACCCGUCGAGGGUCCCAAAGGUCCGCAUCUCUUCAGGUCUUCGCAGUCUUCUCACGUAUCAGCCGAGUUUGAUUUCGACCAUGCUCUGCAGAUGUCGCCGUUGCUUCCCAAGGAGCCCCCCCUGCGGACAGGCACAGCGUUCACAGAAGACACCGUGACGCCCAUCCCGUCGCAGGACAACAACAGCUUCUCCCUAGAUGCUGCUCUUCGGCCAGCCGGACCCGCCUAUUACGAUACCGAAGCCUACAUCCGAUCAUGGUCCAAGCAGCAGGUCAUUGACUGGAUGUACGAUACGGGAAUCGAAGCUUCCGUCAUCCAAUGCUUCGAGGUCCAUGACAUCGAUGGCACGGUACUGCUGGACCUGCAAUUCGAAGACCUCAAGGAACUCGACAUCCAAUCCUUCGGCAAGAGACAUCAACUCUGGAGUGCCAUCUGCCUUCUCAGAGGCGACGACACGACCAUCAGCCCACAGCCUACCCCCUUCCAGGACAUCAGCCGACCCUGCACUUCCAACAACAGGCGGUCGCCAAGUCGUGGCCCAAUGUCACCGGUUGGCGACGAUCACAGGCCUACAUCUCCAGGAGGUGGCAACAAGCGUCGCGCACGCAAGGCCUCCAAGGCCAACGAUAUCGUAAUGCCUGCCGAGUCGGUAUCGAUUGUCGCCAUUGAGCAGUUACUCCCCAAGCCUCACAACUGCUCCAAGGGAGAGCGAUGCGCCAAAUGGCGAAAGCAGCAAAGAGAGAUCGAGCAGCUUCACAACGAGCACGGUCUUGGUCGCUUCCCCGUGAGUCCGACCAAAGGUGGACGCAUCUUCGUGGCCGGCGACCCAGGCAACGCCCACACUGCUGAGAACAUGGUCCCCAAUGUCCACAAGCAGCAAGAUACCCUAUUAGAUGAUCCCUUCCGACCUGUCUCGGAAGCUCAGCCCUCCAUUGUCGCCUCCUCCGAUCUCCUUGGGCCUGGCCAGCUCCCGAGCUUCGCGCUUCAAGAAGAUGCCCUUGGCCAACUUGGCUCACGCGAUCCACAAGAAAAUGUGAAACGAUUUCUGGAAUUCCAGCACAUCAAGUCCCCGAUCGGUGAAGAUGUACCGCCAUCGCCACCAGCAGAGCCACGAUAUGAGAUGUUUCCCACCAACUCUGUGUCACCCUUUCCAGCGCAGUAUCCUACGCCCUCGCCGGUGCAGCCCACGCGACAUACUGCUGGCCCACAUGAGAAUCUCAAGUCGCUUCCGAGGCUUGACAUCCCGCGCUCAGCCAGCGCGGGACCCAACAUCAACCGAAUCGCAUCCCCCAAGACCGCGGGGUCCAUCUGCCGCAGCGCGACGGCCUCGCCGAGUCAGCACAACAUCUAUCGUCUAGGGACCCCGGCUUCGGAGAUGGAUGUUCCUGCUAUCUCUGCUGUUGUCCCUCAAGACCCUCUGGCGCGCGACACAUCACAAUCGGUCCCACCAAAUAUGCAAUUCCGCCCUCAACAACCCCUUAGGUCUCAAUCUCGCUUGGACUGGAGACGACCUUCGAUGGCUUUGCCAGCCGUCAAAGAAAAUGAAGUGUUCUCACCAUCCUCAGACAACUCUUCGCACAAGUCUAGACCAUCCAUGAGCACUUCGCAUUCCGCCGACAGUGUAAGCCAAGUCAAGCCGUCCGUCAGAGAUCCUUCGCAUCACAGCCCUGUCGGAACGAAACAGUUCGGCUACGGGCCCGACUGCACCCACGCUGGCUGGAUGAAGAAACGCCAACGAACAAAGAUGCUCCGUCACGAAUGGCAAGAAUCCCACUUUCGACUCAAAGGGACAAAACUCACUCAACACGCCAACGCACGCCUCUCCAGCGCAGCCAUGGAGUCGAUCAACGUCGACGACUACGCCGUAGCAUGCUCCACCCUCCACACGAACAACAAACUCUCUUCCGCGUUCAAGGCUCUCCAUCUCGUUGGCGGCGGAGGCGAGGCGAAGAAGAAGGAAGACGCCGAUCCUACCGCUUUUGCCUUUCAGCUCAUCCCGAGUAAACAGGCCGAGUGCAGUGCUGCCGGCUCGCCUUCUCCCAAGAAACCCGUGAGCCUGAACGGCAAGACUCACCACUUCGCGGUCAAGACCAAGGACGAUCGCAUUGAAUGGAUGCGGGAGCUUAUGAUUGCCAAGGCCCUGCAGCAGAAGGGAAAGGGGUAUGAAGUGGAGGUGAAUGGCGUGCAAGCCUAA
Molecule: messenger RNA, 2559 nt
Organism: Lecanosticta acicola
Lineage: Eukaryota; Fungi; Ascomycota; Dothideomycetes; Mycosphaerellales; Mycosphaerellaceae
Source: the annotation of a GenBank genome assembly